UUUUUCCCUCUCUCUCUCUUCUUAGAAGUCAUACAGCGUCUGACAUUUCUUUUGAAAUUAACCUUUACUUUUCAACCGUCGCUGCUUUCUCAGUAUAAUCUCACAUCAGCAUGCUGUCUUAUUCUAUCCUCAUUGCCUGUUCCUUAUGGGCUUCUAUGGUCUUUGCCGGCUAUGACGCGGGCGUCACAGAGAACAUUGCGAUAUACUGGGGACAGAACUCGGCUGGUGCAAUUAGCGCCGGACAACCUCAGAAGAACUUAGCGGAAUAUUGCACCAAUGCGGCGGUGGACAUCAUCCCCAUCGCUUUCUUGUCUAGCUUCAACCCUAUACAGUUGAGUCUGACAAACAUGGAUGACGAUAAGAACCUCGGCGACGAAAUCGCUGCGUGCCAGGGGGCGGGCAAAACGAUUCUGUUGUCCAUCGGAGGCGCCAUGUUCUACACAGGGCCCUCUAGCCCGCAGCAAGCCCAAUAUCUAGCCGACCAGAUCUGGGCUAUGUUUGGCCCUCCUAGCGGUGGUCCCGCUCCACGUCCCUUUGGCAAUACUGUCGUCGACGGCUUCGACCUAGACAUCGAAGCCCCGCUGCAGAACAUCGCACCCUUCGCCGCACGUCUGCGCCAACACAUCGACGACGCCAAUGGCAAGGGGGGCCAGAGGUUCUAUCUAGCCGCCGCGCCGCAGUGUCCAUUCCCAGAUAAAAACAACCAGGCCAUAUUGCACGGCGACGAUGCCGUGGCCUUCGAUUUCAUCAUGGUCCAAUUCUACAAUAAUGCCAAGUGCGACAUCCGGGCUUUCAGCUCGGAGGACCCAUCACAGUCGGGCUUCAACAUGGACCAGUGGGACAAGUGGGCGCACUCGAGCAAGAACCCCAACGUCAAGGUCUUCCUUGGUAUCCCCGGUGGUCCUUCCGCCGUCACCACUUCUGAGAAGGCGUCGUACAAGCACCCCAGCCAGUUAGCCCCGAUCAUUUCUUACAGCAAGAAGUUCUCGAGUUUCGCUGGCGUCAUGAUUUGGGACAUGUCCCAGGUGUGGGCCAACCCGGGCUUCCUCGAUGCCGUCUCCAAUGACGUGAAGUGUCCUCCCGCGAACGCGCGGAAAUCCAAUACUGCGUCCCUCCAGAGAUCGCCACGAAACCACCAAAAGGAUUGGAAGAUGUAGAUAAAGUCGCACAUAUAUUAUCAUUCGUUUGGUCUUGAGCUCAACAUGAAUUAGGAUUAGAAGAUUAUGUCGAGGGGAAGUACGAGAAAUAGUCGAUGGCCGCAUCAGGCCCUCUGGUAGGCGCCAAUUAACUGAAGAGACAACCUGGCGGAACUUGGAGAAAACUUUUUCGAUCCCAAUGUAUUCCUAUACUACAUAUAUAGGCCAAGGAAGAAAUAAUCCUAGCUAUGUAAAUU
Annulohypoxylon truncatum is the source of this 1393-nucleotide messenger RNA. RefSeq names its product glycoside hydrolase family 18 protein. The record is from RefSeq and is a predicted model, not a curated record. Gene Ontology annotation, molecular function: chitinase activity. The transcript has a single exon. Bases 111 to 1157 code for a protein of 348 amino acids. Gene Ontology annotation, cellular component: extracellular region. Gene Ontology annotation, biological process: carbohydrate metabolic process. Lineage: Eukaryota; Fungi; Ascomycota; Sordariomycetes; Xylariales; Hypoxylaceae.